AUGAGAGCUAGAAUAAAUUCGUUAGCUCAAGAGCUAGGAGACUCAAAAUGUAUUUCAAACUUAAAAGAAAAAAGAAGAAAUCAGAGAACUUACACAAAUACAAACCCUCCAGAAAAGAGCAAAUUAAAUGAAGUAAUUGAAGAAUGAGAAGUAUUAAAAACUCAACUGCGAGAUAGAUCAACUGACCCUGACAUAAAAAAGAGCGAAUCCUACUCUCCUGGCAAAAGCGCUGGAAGCUUUAUCGAUAUGAUUAGGCAUUCUAGCGAAACAAAAAACAGCUCUAGAGAUAAACCUGUUAAUGCAGGAAAAAUCCUUUUUGGAAGAAAGAAACAUUGCAAUCAUAAUCAGCUACUUGUAAGCCAUGAUGAAGAACUAUUGAUGAAAUUGUUACACUUCCAAGAUGAAAUGCUUAACAAGAAGCCUAGAAAUAUAACUAAAGCCUCUGAGCCGCUUUCUCCGCAGAGCAAAAUGGUGAAGAAGCAGCUUAGCAGCAGGAACUUGAGAGAAACGUCGUUUUCUCCUCCUAAAGGGAAACAAAAACAAGAAAGAUCGUUUUUGCUGAAAACGAUGAGGGCCUAG
Molecule: messenger RNA, 579 nt
Organism: Blepharisma stoltei
Lineage: Eukaryota; Ciliophora; Heterotrichea; Heterotrichida; Blepharismidae
Source: the annotation of a GenBank genome assembly